Molecule: messenger RNA, 491 nt
Organism: Ciona intestinalis (vase tunicate)
Lineage: Eukaryota; Metazoa; Chordata; Ascidiacea; Phlebobranchia; Cionidae
Source: RefSeq, a predicted model, not a curated record
AACACGAGACUCUACACAAUUCAACUAUCUAGAUUGACAGCGUAACUUCAAAAUGAAAGGCCUAACCAUCUUCGUUUGCAUCUACCUGCUACUGAAUAUGACCUCUGCUUCUCCAGUGUCGGAAUUGAAUGAACAGACAGUGAAAAAAGUGACAUACAGCGAGGAGGCGAAGGACCAGAUACGCGAGGCAUCUGUGAUCGCGGUGUCGUACCUUUGUCUUGGUGAAAAUGUGAUUCCUGAGAUACAGAAUACUAUCUGUGCAAACGCACUGUACAGUGGGAUGGGCGUGAGGUCGACCUCGUAUGCAGCCAGUGACUGCAUGGACUGCUCCGUUGCCGAACCUGUAUGUUGGGAUUCCUGCCCACGUCUGAUUUAAACCUCAAUUUAACACCGACGACCUCCAACCGACAAGAAUUAUUCCUAGAUUUCUAUGCUUCAUGCAUAAUUCCCGCUAAUUUUUAAAAUUCGUAAAACGUGCUUCAAUGUUCUAA